CUCCUACGUCAAACCUUGCCAAACUCUCUAGCUAGCAUAUAGACCAAAGAAGAAAGUAUAGUCACAAAAUCCAUUUCAUAUUAGUUAAUACAUUAAUUCUUCCAACGAUUGUCCAAAAUCUUUGUGUAUAAAAACUCGUUGGUAGACUUUGGAAGAAAUCCAAGAAGCUUGAAAUCCUUGUUCUAUUUUUUUGUUGACAAUAUUGAAAUCUUUGUUACUUAGUUGAAAAUUGAGAGUAUAUUGUGAGGAAUUAUAAGAUGAGCAACGUGGCGCCAAUCGUUAGUAAACUCUAUUGUUCGUCGUCGCAGACGGUGUUGGGUGUGAGGAAAAGGCCACAUGUAGUGAAUGGUGGUGGAUUUGUAGUCACGGAUUGUAGGACUCAAAAGGUUGUUUUCAAGGUUGAUGGUUGUGGAAUUCAUGGGAAAAAAGAAGAGUUGAUUCUAAGAGAUGGAGAUGGAGAACCUUUGCUUCUCAUGCGUCGAAAGGGAGGUAUGGUUGAGGCUCUAAGCAUUUAUAAGAAGUGGAAAGGUUAUAGUAUAAACUAUGAAGGAUUACAGAAAUUAGUAUUCAGUUUAAAAGAACCUGGAAAUUCAUGUUUGGUUAAGAAUAAAGGAAUCAGAAUUGCAAUUGAGCCAGGGUCUGUUAGUAACAAAAGCUGGGACUUUGAGAUUAGGGGCUAUUUCCCUGACAAGCAUUGCAGCAUUGUUGAUACUAGAGGCAACAUAGUAGCACAGGUUGGGAUAAAUAAAGAAGUGGAGAAAUUAAUGGAAAACAAGGAUUUAUAUCAUGUAGUUGUGAAACCGGGGAUGGAUCAAGCUUUUGUUUUUGGAGUCAUAGCUACUCUUGACUACAUUUAUGGAGAAUCCACAUAUUGCUAAUUAAUCCUAAGUUGUGAAGAACUAGCAUGCUUUGGUUAUGUGAUUAUUUCUAUGAAAAACCAAUAUAAUAUUGGCUCAAAUAAUUUAUCCUACCAUCACAUUGAUGCAUAUGUGAAGCAUGCAGCUACAUGGGUGCUUAGAGUUUUUAAUGAAUUGCAUUGUAUAUUAUGGAAAGGAAAUUGAUUUGUUUGUUACUUUGCUAUAAGUUAAUUUGUUAUGUUAAAUAUUGCUCCUUUUGUUUUGGUUUAUAUAUAGGAUAUAGGAUUUUAAUUACUUUGACAAUGAUGGGUGUAAAGUUAUUUAAUUGUUGGCAAAAGCUUUAUAGUUUAUAAACUUAUUUCGAAUCUUUGAUC
Messenger RNA from Medicago truncatula (barrel medic), 1231 nucleotides. Its product is annotated as protein LURP-one-related 6. The transcript is spliced from 3 exons. Lineage: Eukaryota; Viridiplantae; Streptophyta; Magnoliopsida; Fabales; Fabaceae. Bases 258 to 878 code for a protein of 206 amino acids. The record is from RefSeq and is a predicted model, not a curated record.